Messenger RNA from Penicillium macrosclerotiorum, 228 nucleotides. RefSeq lists its product as uncharacterized. NCBI's taxonomy places the organism in Eukaryota, Fungi, Ascomycota, Eurotiomycetes, Eurotiales, Aspergillaceae. The coding region runs from base 1 to 228 and encodes 75 amino acids. The record is from RefSeq and is a predicted model, not a curated record. The transcript has a single exon.
AUGUGUUACAAAGUUGUCGAGCGCUACUCCGUCUGCAAGUGCAUCUACUUCCAACACUCCAUUGAUCCUUGCUCCGCCUAUGGCCAGCACGGCCACUCCGUCCAAGAAAAGACCGUGCUCGUCGGGUAUGCCUGCUCGAGACACUCCGCACGCGGGUCACCCGCCUCACCCAACGCCGGUCGUUGGCCUGAUUCCGGGUACUCCAGCUCCAAGGGGUCGUAUCGGUAA